This is a messenger RNA of Lathyrus oleraceus (garden pea), 1741 nucleotides long. Its product is annotated as short integuments 2, mitochondrial. NCBI's taxonomy places the organism in Eukaryota, Viridiplantae, Streptophyta, Magnoliopsida, Fabales, Fabaceae. Gene Ontology annotation, cellular component: mitochondrion. Gene Ontology annotation, biological process: mitochondrial translation. The record is from RefSeq and is a predicted model, not a curated record. The transcript has 6 exons. Bases 119 to 1240 code for a protein of 373 amino acids. Gene Ontology annotation, molecular function: GTPase activity; GTP binding.
UCUACUACGUUGGGCUAUCUGCCCGUUGGGAAAAAUAGAAAUUUGCGAGUUUGUUCAGGUGGCCGCAGGUCGGGAGAAGCAGUGGUAGCAAGCUACAAACUGAUCAGAGAAGAAAAAAAUGGCGGCUUUGAAGGGGUUAUUGAAAAAAGGUUUAGGAGAAAUGGAUUUCAACACCGGUGGAGGACUCAUUAACUGGUUCCCAGGACACAUGGCUGCCGCCACACGCGCCAUCCGUAACCGCCUUAAACUCGCCGACCUCGUCAUCGAAGUCAGAGACGCUCGUAUUCCGUUAUCCUCCAUCAAUGUCAAUCUUCAACCUCAUCUUUCCGCUAAACGGCGUGUCAUCGCACUCAACAAAAAAGACUUAGCAAAUCCCAACAUCAUGCAUAAAUGGGUGAAUUAUUUUGAGACGGGUAAGCAAGAUUGCAUUCCGAUAAAUGCUCACAGUAAGAGUUCUGUUACAAAGCUUCUGGAACUUGUGGAGUUGAAAUUGAAGGAAGUGAUGUCAAAGGAACCUACUUUACUUGUUAUGGUGGUUGGUGUUCCUAAUGUUGGCAAAUCUUGUUUGAUUAAUUCAAUUCAUCAGAUUGCACAUUCCCGAUUUCCUGUGCAGGAGAAGAUGAAGCGAGCUGCUGUGGGUCCACUACCCGGUGUUACUCAAGAUAUUGCAGGAUUUAAGAUAGCAAACAAGCCGAGCAUAUACGUCCUAGAUACCCCAGGGGUUCUGGUUCCAAGUAUCUCAGACAUCGAGACAGGGUUAAAGCUUGCUCUUGCAGGGUCUGUUAAAGAUUCAGUAGUGGGCGAGGAGCGAAUUGCUCAAUACUUUUUGGCAGUUUUAAAUACCCGGGGUACUCCAUUUCACUGGAAGCACCUCAAUAAUAGGAGAGUUGAUGCGAUUGCAAAUGAACCCGAGGAAAAUCAUAGAUAUGACCUGAAAAAUCUUAAGCAAAGGAAAGGUGUGCCUAACAGAUCUGACUUGGUAUAUGUGGAGGAUAUUGUCGCGGGAGUUCAGCGUGCACUUUAUUCGACUCUAGCAGAAUUCGACGGCAACGUAGAAGAUGAGGGCGACUUGGAGAACUUGAUUGACUUGCAGUUUGGUGCACUGCAGAAGGCAUUGAAGAUACCUCACAAGGCUUCAGAAGCACGAUUGAUGGUAUCCAAAAAGUUCCUUACUCUAUUCCGGGCUGGUAAAUUGGGACCUUUUAUUCUUGAUGAUGUCCCUGAUGCCAAGCCUGUAUAAAAGAUAUACAUGACCCGUCUUAUUCGCAUGUGUUAUGGCGAAUUUUGCUGUAACAUGCUAAUAGAGAUGGUUUUAGAUUCAAGACUCUUUCCUGUGGAUGUGCGUAACAAGUCACAUUUCACUAUAUCAGUCGAGUCUCAGCAAAAUUGGUAACUACUAUGCCCCAUAACUCUGCACAACCUUAAAGCAUAUUAGCAUAGCUAAAGAGUAAUGUUCAUGGAGUCCAAGGCCUGUAAUAUAACAAAUCAAUGAAUAUGAUUCACAUCAGAUGCUAUGGCAAAAGUACAGUCAGGACAUUCUUCAAUUGGAUUUAGAUCAGGUGCUGUGUGACUGCAUGCAUCUCACCCGUUCGAUUGAAUGUUCUAAAUUUUAAAGUAGAUUUUGAUUUGUAAUUGAAAAUACUGAGUUCAAAUUGGAGUCAUCUGAACCUGAUCAUAUGAAGAUGCAUGGGACUUCACAUAAUCAUGAUCUUCAAUCCAAACAUUCACUAUAUGAUUUAAA